This is a messenger RNA of Ordospora pajunii, 972 nucleotides long. RefSeq lists its product as uncharacterized. The transcript has a single exon. The coding region runs from base 1 to 972 and encodes 323 amino acids. The record is from RefSeq and is a predicted model, not a curated record. NCBI's taxonomy places the organism in Eukaryota, Fungi, Microsporidia, Ordosporidae.
AUGAGCGCGAAAGAUGGAUCUAGCAAGAAAGAGAUGCUGGAGAAUGAGAUAAAGCAGUAUGAGGUCCUUCUUAAUACGAAGGUUGAGGAAAAGAAUCUUCUACGUAAGGAAGAGCUGAAAAGAUUGCCUCGGAAGAUAUACAGAUUGCGAGAAGAGAUAUUUGAGAUGGAGUAUGCGCAUGCUAUAGAAAUGGAGAAUAUUAAUCAAGAAAUAGAGAAGCUAAAUGGUGAGCAUAGCAAUAUAGCGUGGUCGAUAUGGAAUAAUAAGUGUAGUAUAGACCAAUUAACAACAAAGCACAAGAAUAUGGCAAGCGUGUGCAUGACAGAUCUGGAGAGGUCUAUGAACAAUAUCUCGUAUAUAAGAGAUCUAGCAGAUCUAAACCAGAAAGAUGGAAAUUAUAAUCUGCAGUUGAGAGAAUUAAGUAGGCAGAUUAAUGAGAAGAAGAAUGAGAUGCAGAAUAAGAAAAUUAAGUAUAAUACCAAAGUACAACACAAGAAUGAACGAAUUAAAAGUGAAGAGAAGCACUAUAUAUCAGAGUCUGAGCUAGUUAAAAUAUAUGAUAUACGGACGAAACAGAAAGAUGUGGAGAGGGAGAUAAAUGCAUUAAUAGUGGAUAUUAGGAAUAAGAAAGCAGAAUUGGUAUCUGAAAUACAAUGGAAAUGGAUGAAGUGGAUAGGAAUGAUACUUUUAUAUGUGUUUUGCACUCUGGUUGUUAUAACUCUGCUGUAUAUUGCGGUUAAAAGUAUAGCUAAUUCUACCUCUUCUCCUCAGGGCGUACCACAAAAAAGUCCAAAUACGCAAUCGCGUCAUAGCAACUAUAGUUUUCAAGACCAGGAAUCAGUAAAUUCAAAAUAUACCCCAUCAGCUCCUCCUUUUCAUCAUCAGGAUGAUAAUCCUCUUCUUCAUCAUCAGGAUAAGAAUCCUCCGUCAUAUCGUUCUAUAUUUCCUGAGAAAUUUAGGUUAAAUUCAUAA